Branchiostoma floridae (Florida lancelet) is the source of this 1683-nucleotide messenger RNA. Its product is annotated as tryptophan decarboxylase 2-like. Gene Ontology annotation, molecular function: pyridoxal phosphate binding; carboxy-lyase activity. Lineage: Eukaryota; Metazoa; Chordata; Leptocardii; Amphioxiformes; Branchiostomatidae. The record is from RefSeq and is a predicted model, not a curated record. Gene Ontology annotation, biological process: amino acid metabolic process. The transcript is spliced from 9 exons. The coding region runs from base 1 to 1536 and encodes 511 amino acids.
AUGGGGCUGGACUUCGUCGAACAAGGAAGGGAGAAGAUGCAGGAAGCCCAAGAAGACAACCUUCAUCAGACCUUAAUGGAUCUGAGGAUGAAAACCUCUGUUUUAGAGGUUCCACAGGUGGAGCGGGAAAAGAUGACCAGUAGGACCAUGGAGAUGGUCAACACGUAUGAUGACAACAUCAGAAAUCUGACCUGGGGACCGAUGAAGACAUUGGACAAGGAGAGUCCUCCAGCUAUCGGCGAGAUCAAGGAAGGUCCAACUGACAAUGACUCGGUGAUGCAAGACUUCAAUGACCACCUGGUGAAUGCCGGGUUGAACUUCGGCCAUCCCACCUUCCUUGCCUUCAUUCCGACCGGCGGUGGAAUAUAUCCCGCAGGCCUGGGUGCCUUCAUUCCGGCGAUCUUUUCUACAUUCACAGGGUUCCACGGGAAGAACACAACAAUUAUUGAGAUGGAGAACAAAGUGAUCAAAUGGGUGGCAGACUUGUUCGGGUACCCCGCAGGGCAUGCUGGGAACAUCUCAUCAUCAGCUUCUCUUUCCACUCUCACCGCGGUAGCUGUCGCACGGGACAGCAAGGAGCUGAAGGCCGCAGACUUUCACAGAUGUGUGAUUUACUGUACCGAGUUUACCCACUUUGUGGUGCUGAAAGCACUUCAAGCUGUUGGGUUACGGGAGGCCAUUCUGAGGACAGUUCCAGUAGACAAGUCGUUCAAGAUGACAGCAGCGGGUCUUGAAAAGCAGGUCAUGGAAGAUAAGGAUGCCGGUUUGUUGCCCUUCCUGGUUGCGGCAACUGUGGGCACCACGCUGACCGGAAGUGUGGACCCUGUGAACGACAUCGCUGAUGUGUGUGACCGUCACCAACUCUGGCUCCACGUUGAUGCCGCGUAUGGAGGGUUCUUCGCUCUCUGUGAGGAAAAGAAACAGCUGUUCGUCGGUUUGGAGCGGACCGAUUCGAUGGUGGCUAAUCCACACAAAGGGAUGUUCCUACCCUUUGGAGUUAGUGUUCUGUUGGUGAAAGACGGAAGGAAGCUCCAACAGUGCUGUUCCAUGAAGCAGACACCCCUCUGCUUCAAGGGAUGUCAGCUGUUCUCAGCAGAACAUCUGGCUCCAUCUGAACUUUCCUUUGAACUUUCCCGGCCCUACAGAGCUGCUCAGAUGUGGCUUCCGCUGAAAAUGUUUGGCGUUGGGGUUUUCCGUGAGGCGCUGAAAGAGAAACUUCUACUGGCACGGUACUUCUACGGGAAACUGAAAGGAACGGGUCAGUUCGAGCUACCACUGGAGCCGGAACUGUCCGUGGUCCUGUUCCGUGCUACAGCGCCACCUGGCGUCAACAUCAACAACUUCAACCAGCAGCUCUUGGACGGCCUGAAUUCUGACGGGAAAAUCUUCAUGACGCCCGCCGUACUUUCCGAUCAGUUUUACCUGCGUGUCUGUGUCCUGUGCUUCAGGACCCACAUUGAGCAUGUUGAUCUUUGCUUCUCUUUGAUCCAAGAGAAACGUCUGCAUCUUUGGGAGUCACUUCGUUGUGAUGCCUAAUAGUAACUAUCACUGAAUGGUAUGGCGUUUCAAAAUAGGCAGGGAUGGCAAAACUUUUACAUUUCCGUUCAUUGUAGAUGUAUGGUGUCUAGCAAUGAGUCCUUUUAUUUAUGACCUUAUUUUAUAUCUUAUUCAACAAUAAAUGGA